Molecule: messenger RNA, 527 nt
Organism: Acaulospora morrowiae
Lineage: Eukaryota; Fungi; Glomeromycota; Glomeromycetes; Diversisporales; Acaulosporaceae
Source: the annotation of a GenBank genome assembly
CCAUUGCAGAUCAUGCAGAAUCUUUUGCUCACGUUUUACGUGCGGAUGAAGGCGCAGAGUACGAUCAAGUCAUUGAGAUCAACUUGUCUGAAUUAGAACCACACAUCAAUGGGCCAUUCACACCCGAUUUGGCUACUCCUUUGAGUAAAUUUAAAGAUGCUGUUGAAAAGAAUUCAUGGCCUGAGGACUUAAAAGUUGGUCUUAUCGGUUCAUGUACUAACUCCUCGUAUGAGGAUAUGUCUCGUUCUGCGUCAAUCGCGAAGCAGGCUGUCGAUCGUGGUCUUAAAGCCAGGUCUAUAUUUACUAUUACACCUGGUUCUGAACAAAUCCGUGCAACUAUCGAGCGUGAUGGACAAGAAAAAAUUUUAAAAGACGCUGGCGGAAUCCUUCUGAAUAAUGCUUGCGGUCCUUGUAUAGGACAAUGGGAUCGUAAAGAUAUUAAGAAAGGAGAAAAGAACUCCAUAGUAACUUCUUAUAACAGAAAUUUCACUGGACGUAAUGAUGCAAAUCCUGCCACCCAUGCUUUU